ACUCUCCAUUUCACACAGCGGACAGUAACCAAGUCACUCCCUCUCUGGACACAUACCCAACUCUACGCACUCGCCCGGGGGACUCAUUUGCUGCCUGCGCGCCUGUACCUUUACCUCUGGAUAAAGUCCCAUUUGCUUUGCACCGUGAAGAUGAGUGUAGCGGUGGCGGAGGGCUGCUUUCUGACGGCCCUGCAGCCCAACACGUCUUGCACCGCCUAUGUGGUUCCCUCGGACGGUCCGAGUUCAGACCAGGCGGCCAAAGCCAGGAGGGUCCAGGAGCAGGUUCGGAGGCGACUGGCUGAGAAGAACAAGUCCUCUUCAAUGACCCGACUGGACGACUCGACGGUGGGGUCAACAGACUACAAUUUCCAGACAUCCAGAGGCUUUUUGUCGAACCAUGGCUUUAGUUCCCGGUCCAUGAUCAAUACACCCAGCAGAGUGAUGGCUGUCCCCACAGCCCCACUCCACUCCUCUGGUUUCUCCUCUCGCUCUGCUGUGGAAAACAACUCUAAAACAAACCAUGUUGGAACCAGCGCAGUCCAUACUAGUUACCAGGCCACACAGUCCCGCACAAGAAGCAGCCGCUCCAGAUCCUUUUGUCAGGCAGAUCAGGAAGUAUUCCCUCUCACUGUCUUGCCUUCUCCAGAGAGUAGCGCCCACACCCUUCCUGCGCCACCCCCAGGCAGUCUCCGACGCAGCCUCAGUGGAACACUAGCCCAGGGCAGGGGGCAGUGGCAGGACGAGGAUGUACCCUACCAAUACAUUUACAAAGGCCCCUCUCACCGCACCAUCAGCCGCAUCACCAACAGACAGCAGCAUUACCAACACAACUCCGGGUAUGGCCAAGAGGGUUGGGUUGGCACAGGCAGAGGGAUGCCUGUGGUGGGAGAUGGUUGGGGGGCACAGUGGCACCAGCAGAUGUCCAGAUCCAACCAGGGGUUUGGGACAGGACAGUACCAAGGCCUGAACCGGGCGGGCUCCGUGCGCAGUGUGAGGAGUGUGGGGAAAGGAGGGGACGUGCUAGAUGGAGCGUCCAUACACAGCAAUGAUCCUUUAGGCGGCAUGCAGAGUUUGGACAUGGCCACAGCUGUCAAAUAUCUCUCCGAGUCUGACAGUGGCUUGCAAGUUUUAGGAGCAGCGUAUAUCCAACAUCAGUGUUACCAUAGCAGUGAGGCCAAAAUCCAGGUUCGAACUUUACAUGCAAUUCCAGCUUUGGUUCAGCUAUUCUCCAGCGACAAUCAAGAAGUGCAGCGAUACGCAACUGGUGCCACUCGAAAUCUCAUCUACGAGAAUGCGGACAACAAGGUGGCACUGAUAGAGGCUGGGGGAGUGGCACGCCUCGUCAGUAUACUGGGUGAACCCGAUGAAGAGCUGAGGAAAAACAUCACCGGUGUCUUGUGGAAUCUUUCGUCUCGAGAUAAUCUGAAAGAAAAGCUGUCUAAAGAAGCUUUAUCAGAGCUGACAGAUAAAGUCAUGAUUCCUUUGUGCAGCAGUAUCCCUCUCAGUCCGUCUGAAAAAGACAUCUUCUACAAUACCACUGGAUGUCUACGGAACCUGAGCUCAGUUAAUGAGAGGACAAGGCAGAAGAUGAGAGAUAUGCGCGGUCUAGUGGACUCUCUGGUGUCAUACGUUCAACAAGAGGAGAGGGCGGAUGACAAGGGAUUGGAAAAUUGCUUGUGUGUUCUGAGGAAUCUGUCCUAUCAGCUGUACUCUGAGCUUCCUCCCACUGUACAGCUCCGUCUAGAAGGCCCAAGGAGAUCAUCUUCUUACAAGGAAAUUGAGCCCAUUGGCUGUUUCACUCUCUACAACCGAAAAAACACAGAGCAGCGAAACCAGAACCUGUCCAUUCUGUCUGAGGUGUCCCGGCAGCCCAGAGGAGCCGAGUGGUUGUGGCACCCUAAGAUUGUCGGGCUGUACAAAAUGGUGCUGCAGAACAAUGACUGCAGCUCCACAAGUCGAGAGGCGACCCUUGGAGCACUUCAGAACAUCACAGCGGGAGACUCACGGUGGCCCUCGGUUCUGACCUGUGUGGUGCUGGAGCAGGAGAGGAUGCUGCCAAUUCUACUGGAGCUCCUGGACUCCAACAAUGACACCGAGCUGAAGCCACUCACUGGUCUGCUCCGGAACCUGGCACGUCACGCCUCCAACAAGGAUCAUCUUGCCAAAAACAUGGUGAACGUGCUGGUGUCUAAGCUCCCCUCUGAUGGCCUUCAGAAAUCCCCCUGCAGUGAAGUGGUGGUCAACAUCUGUGGCGCUCUCAAUCACCUGGUUGCCUGCAGCUCCCUUGCAGCCCGGGACAUCUCCUACUUCAAUGGUCUUCCCAAACUGGUGGGCCUCAAAGGCACCCAUGAUAACAGUGCUGGGAGUUUGAAAGCAGCCAGGGCAGCCUCCACUGUCCUCUGCAACAUGUUCCAGUACAGCAAACUGCACAGAGACUACAAACUGAAAGGAUUUUCCCGUCGAGAUUUCACAGAUGCCACCAUCUAAUCUCCAGCGUUACAACGAAGCAUAUUCUGGUCAAGGAUGCAGAGAACACGAGGCGCAUCAGCAGAGAUUUAAGUGUAACUACAGACAGACAAACAAUGGACUUGGCAACAACAGCCCAAGGUUUUAUUUGUGCGUGUAACAUUUUAGUGAUGUGGCAACAUGGACUUACGGAAAUAGUGGACCUCUUCUGUAGUGAGCAGUUAAUGUUUUUGUCCACAGUAUUUUCUGCUUGUCUAUUAACAUUUGGGAGAUUGUGUUUAUCAUGGAAAGCAUCAGUCUGUUGUGUAACUGCAAUCUCUGUCUUAACAAAAGUCAUAUUUUGAUGGCCUCAUAGAACAACUGCAUUAAGUCAUUUUUGGGCCAAAUUGAGUUUCCAGUCACAUUUUACUCUCCAGACUCUAUAUCUCUAGGUGUCACUGGCUCCAUCCUUGGCCAGUCAGAAAGGUUUUUACAGCCCAGAAAACAGAAAUGCCUCAAUGAUUUAACUGACAUAUGAAAAUGUUGAAAAAUGACUAUGCAAUUAUGCUAUGAGGCUAACAAUUUGUAUUUUCAAAUGCUUAAUAAGAUUUAAUGCCACAUUACAUGCUUAUGAUCCAGGGAUCUGUUGCUGUAGGCUGAUGUUAGUAUUGUGUAGAGUGCACAUUAUUUGCUGAGAAGCUCAAAUAGAACAGAUAAAUACUGGAUGUAUUAUUUUACUGUGUUUAAUUAUGGCUUCUUCAAAAAAUGAAUUGAAAGUUGCUUAUUGAUGUAAGAGAAUGAAAAAAAAAAACAACAAAACUGAAUAGCUAAACCAGAGGGCGGAAAAAGCCAGUUAAUUAUGAACCCAGUUAGGCCUGUCAUGAAGUGUGAUAUACAGUAUUGCUGAGGAAAAUAUAGACGAUAAACGAUAAUAUUGAAAAUAAACCCAAAACAUUAUUCUAAAUGUACAACAUUGUUAAAACACAUAAUGCAAUAAAUAAAUAACAGAACACAAUGCGUAAGUAAGCAGUUUGGAUCUAUAAUGAGUCAUAGAAGUUCAUAAAUCAAACUUUUACAGUUCAAAUCAUAUUACAAAAAAAUAACCCCAAUUUUUCCACAAGUAGAAAGAAAAAGGUACACGUGAUAAAUAUCUUUCCAUCUAUAAUUUAUUGAAUGAUAGAUUGAAUUAGUAUUUAUCAUGACAGGCCUAAACUCAGUAUAAAGUGUAACUCAAUAAUAAAGUUAUGCACUGGAGUAGUUUUAUGUUUCAGAUGUUGUUGGCACCCUCUGCUGGUCAUAUAACUUUACAUUUUUAAGAACUGUUAAUAAAAUAACAAUAAAAACAUUACAGAAAUAUGUUUUAAUAGUAAAUGAAAUGGCAGAUUGAACUUUGUACAAUAUUAUUCAAGUACAAUUUAGUUUACAGUUUGAUGUAAAUUUUAGCCUCACAUUUUAGGAGGUGAGGACCCUGAACACGGACAAUAUUUAUGAGUUAACUAGAUUUCUAAGCAAUUAAAAAUAUUCAAAUACAAGUGUAAACACAAAAGCCUGUAUGACAUUUCCAGUUUACAGUGAAUUUAUUUUUUAUAUUUACAAAGUACAAACACAUUUUCUAAAGAAUUAAUAAAUAGGUCAUAUCACAAAACAUACAGAGUAAAAGUUUCUUUCAAGUCAAUGACUUCUAAAGGCACUUUCAUAUGACAGUACCUUACAGUAACUGACCUUAUAAAAUGUAAUGUUAACCAAUAGUGUGAAUACUUAAGCAUCCAUUCUGAAGAGACAUAC
Periophthalmus magnuspinnatus is the source of this 4230-nucleotide messenger RNA. It is a transcript of the gene pkp3b, whose product is annotated as plakophilin 3b. Gene Ontology annotation, cellular component: plasma membrane; adherens junction; nucleus. Gene Ontology annotation, biological process: cell-cell adhesion; cell-cell junction assembly. The coding region runs from base 151 to 2487 and encodes 778 amino acids. The record is from RefSeq and is a predicted model, not a curated record. The transcript has 13 exons. Gene Ontology annotation, molecular function: cadherin binding. Lineage: Eukaryota; Metazoa; Chordata; Actinopteri; Gobiiformes; Gobiidae.